CCUUUUCCACCCCGUUGUGUCUGAUACUGGACUAUGCGACCUAAUACGUGCGAGCCCUCACAUAUACAAGAUUCCGAGGUGAUCGUAUUUCACUACAUUUUCUCUCGGCCAACCCGAAAGGCAUUGAAAAGAAGGUUAUUGAGACCAGUGUCACACGGCUCGGACUACAUACAUACCGGAGCGAAAUCAAUUCGCUUUUACUUUGUCCUCGAUGAUGGCAGCACAGGAUUUCAAUUUUUUACUUGCGACGGACUCUUAUAAGAUUACCCACUACAAGCAAUACCCUCCCAAUGUCAGUAAGGUGUACUCCUAUUUUGAGUGUCGGCACAAUAAGGGGGCGCAGUUCAGCGAGGUGGUGUUUUUUGGCCUCCAGUAUCUCCUGAAGAAAUACCUAGCAGGUCCAGUUGUCACGGAGGAAAAGAUUCAGGAGGCGAAACUCUUUUAUCAGAUGCACUUUAAACAGUCAGUGUUCGAUGAAGAGGGAUGGAGAAAAGUUUUAGAGAAAUAUGAUGGCCGCCUUCCAAUCCGUAUCAAAGCAGUUCCCGAGGGAAAGAUCAUUCCCAGAGGGAACGUUCUUUUCACUGUGGAGAACACGGAUCCAGAUUUCUUCUGGCUCACCAAUUUUAUUGAGACGAUGCUGGUCCAAAUGUGGUAUCCCAUCACCGUGGCAACAAUCUCCAGGGAGUUCAAAAAGAUUCUGGCCAAGCACCUGAAGGCCACGUCAGGGAGCCUGGAGGGUCUGGACCUCAAGCUGCAUGAUUUCGGCUACAGAGGGGUGUCUUCACAAGAGUCGGCAGCACUUGGUGGAGCUGCUCAUCUGGUGAACUUCUGCAGCACAGACACAGUUGCGGGUCUGCUGAUGGCACAACGAUACUAUGCAUGUCCUAUGGCCGGAUUCUCCAUCCCUGCUGCAGAGCACAGUACCAUCAUCUCCUGGGGCAGGAGCCGAGAAAAGGACGCAUAUGAGUGUCUGCUGGACCACUUUCCCUCUGGGCCUGUAGCUGUGGUUAGCGACAGUUAUGACAUUUUUAAGGCUUGUAAGCAUAUCUGGGGGGACAAGCUGAAAGAGAGAGUGAUGGAGAGGAGUGAGGAUUCUCCCCUUAUUAUUCGCCCAGACUCCGGGGACCCCGCUGAAACCCUCAUCGAGGUGAUAAAGAUUUUGGAGAAGUGUUUUGGAUGUUCUCUGAACUCAGUGGGUUACAAGGUGCUCCCAUCAUACUUGCGCAUUAUCCAGGGGGAUGGAAUUGAUCUGAACUCGAUUAAUGAGAUUCUGGAGAAACUGACCGAUGAGGGCUGGAGUGCUGAAAAUGUGUUUUUCGGUUGCGGAAGUGCUCUAGUGCAGAAAAUCAACAGAGACACACUUAACUGCGCUUUCAAGUGCAGCUAUGUGGAGGCCAAUGGCAAAGGCAUGGACGUCUAUAAGCAGCCAGUGACGGACCCAUCUAAAGGAUCCAAGCGUGGACGUCUCUGUCUGAGGAGAAACUCAGAUGGCUUCAUUGAGACGGUGGAAAGAGGAGCGGGCAAACCAGAGGAGGACAUGUUGGUGACAGUGUUUGAAAACGGGACCAUCCUGCAGGAGUACACUCUGGAUGAGAUCCGUAAAGCUGCUCAGCUUUGGGAGGAUGACGUGAGCCCUUCCCAGCACAACAAAGAGGAUGGCACUACUCUGGACAUCCACCAGAAGCACAUAAUGAAUGGCGUGCAUUAAUAAACACAGAAUGCACACUGUUCUCAACACUGCCGCUCACAGACCAACCACUGACCUAUUCCAUCAACACACGAGUUUAGCAGAACACAGUGCUGCCAAUACACUAUACAAUUACAUAUCACAUCUG
Rhinichthys klamathensis goyatoka is the source of this 1835-nucleotide messenger RNA. It is a transcript of the gene nampt2, whose product is annotated as nicotinamide phosphoribosyltransferase 2. Gene Ontology annotation, biological process: NAD+ biosynthetic process. NCBI's taxonomy places the organism in Eukaryota, Metazoa, Chordata, Actinopteri, Cypriniformes, Leuciscidae. Gene Ontology annotation, molecular function: nicotinamide phosphoribosyltransferase activity. Bases 212 to 1708 code for a protein of 498 amino acids. The transcript has 11 exons. The record is from RefSeq and is a predicted model, not a curated record.